AUGAUGUCACGAAGAGGGGUGCGUUGUCUCGGCCGCAUUCUUUGGCUGGCCACAGCUAUUUCGAUCAGCCGAGGAGGCGAUGCUGAGGAGUCACCGGUUGUCGCUCGUUUCUCGGACCCUACCACCAACGGCCCGGUCGCCUUUAGGAAACUGGCUCGUGAUCUGGACACUGGCUACAUAUACGUCGGCGGCGUCAAUCACCUGUACCAACUGGACAGUGGAAUGCAGUUGCUGCAGAAGGUAAGGAACGGCCCGGAGACAGACAGUCCUUACUGUAACUACGACGGCCAGUGCAUCCUAUCUCCGUUCCACUACGAGUCGAAUACCAAACAUCAGAGAAACAGGACCGUAUCGAAGACGCUGAUGGACAAUUUCAACCAGAUCUUGGUGGUGUACAGGGAAAAACGGGUGCUGAUCGCAUGUGGCACGGUUCUGCAAGGUAUCUGCUCGGUGCAUCGACUGGACGAUAUCUCAAAGACAGUGUUCACCGACAAGAUGGUGCCGGUGGCAGCGAACAUGCCGAACGCCACGACGGCUGCUUUCGUUGCCCCGGGUCCCAAGAACGACUCUGUGUUGUACGUCGGCGCCACGUUCACCUUCGAUGCCUACCGUGACCACUUUCCGGCCGUCUGCAGUCGAAGUCUUAGUGACAAGAAUAUGUUCCAGUUGACGUUCGCCGGAGAGAUCGUCUCCCAAUCGGCAAUGAUCAUCCGCAAUGACGUCAUAAGCGAUUUUAAAGUACAGUACAUUGGGGGCUUUUACCACGACGGGUUCGCGUACUGGGCGGCGGUUCAGCGGAAGUCGCUAGACACCGGGGCGCCGUACGUGUCGAAGUUGCUUAGGGUGUGUGGCCCGGAUGCCCGUUACGAGUCUUACUCGGAGAUCCCGCUCGAAUGCCUCAGCACAGACAACUCCAACUAUAACCUGCUGCAGGCGUUUCACGUAGGUCGACUCGGCUCCAGGGUGUUGAGCACGCUGUCGAACGGUGGAUCCCAUGGCCCCGAUCCGUCGAAACCCGCCAAGGAGUCGGCUAUCUGCGUCUUCUCCAUGAACGACAUCCGCUCCGCCUUCUGGUACAACAUUCAACGCUGCAACAGCGGCAUUGGCUACCGCAACCUGCCGCACUUCGGGCUCAACCAACCCUGUCAAAACGUAGGUUACUUUUCCGUUUCCGCGUCACGCGCCGUUCAACGGGACUUUUGCCACCCGAUACGCGUCGGUGGUCAUAUCUUCGCCACGACCGUUGCUGCCGUCUCAUAUACGAGUACUCUGCUGACUUCGGUGGUGGUCGAUGUCAUUGGCGAGGAUACGGUGCUUUUCGCCGGCACCUCGGCCGGUAACCUGAAAAAGGUACACAUUGGUCGGCAGAUGAAAUGA
Messenger RNA from Soboliphyme baturini, 1377 nucleotides. The record is from the annotation of a GenBank genome assembly. Lineage: Eukaryota; Metazoa; Nematoda; Enoplea; Dioctophymatida; Soboliphymatidae.